Molecule: messenger RNA, 2500 nt
Organism: Sardina pilchardus (European sardine)
Lineage: Eukaryota; Metazoa; Chordata; Actinopteri; Clupeiformes; Clupeidae
Gene: dusp2
Product: dual specificity phosphatase 2
Exons: 4
Coding region: 255-1247 (330 amino acids)
Biological process (GO): protein dephosphorylation; negative regulation of MAPK cascade; endoderm formation
Cellular component (GO): nucleus; cytoplasm
Molecular function (GO): protein tyrosine/threonine phosphatase activity; MAP kinase tyrosine/serine/threonine phosphatase activity; MAP kinase tyrosine phosphatase activity
Source: RefSeq, a predicted model, not a curated record
UGCGGGACAAUAGACAACUGUCUGUUUGAAUACUCUAAAUAGUGAAAUUAAAUUAUGAAACUUCAAAAAUAGCCUAAGCACAUUGAAAGAAUCCUCAAGGCUUUAUCUUUAUUUCCCACUGAAACGUCUAGCAUAUUUUCAGUGUUCUAUUCAAGUCUUGAAUCUUUCAUUUUUUUGUCCAAAUAGAAGUUGUUCAAGCGCGCUUCAGAAGUCUACACGUAAAAUCAAACAUCGUAUACAAACAAAAGCCAAUCAUGGGUAAUAGCGAUUUGUUGGAGAUAUCAGCGAGUGAGCUAGUGCACAUCCUUGGGACCCCAGCUGAGCUGUUCACCUCUGGCGGCUGUGUGGUGUUGGACUGCAGACCUUUCCUCGCCUAUUCAAGGGCUCACAUUCUCGAGUCUCGCAACGUUAACUGGAACUCAAUGCUCAGACGGAGAUCCAAAAGUUCGGCGGUGAGCCUGGAAUGGCUUGUGCCUGACAAGUCGCUGCUGGGUCGGCUGCGCAACGGAGAUUUCUCUCCAGUUGUGGUGCUGGAUGAAGGCAGCAGGUCGGUGUCCGAGUUGAAGAGUGAGAGUCUGGCGAGUUUGCUUCUCAGCGCGCUUCACUCAGAGGUCCAAGAUUACAGUACACAGAUCUGCUUUUUACAAGGCGGAUUUGACGGGUUCUUCGCCAUUUACCCGGAGCUGUGCUUUCAGUCCCCGGUCAUGCCCUUCAACCAUCCAGGAUUCGGCGACUCUGACAAGGUUAUCUCAGGAAGACGAACGCCUUUGUACGACCAGGAUGGGCCUGUCGAGAUCCUUCCCUUCCUCUACCUGGGCAGUGCCCACCACUCGUCACAGCGAGAGACGCUGGCGUCGCGUGGCAUCACUGCCGUGCUGAACGUGUCGUCCUCCUGUCCGAACCUCUUUGAGACGGAGCUCACCUACAAAACGCUGAGGGUGGAGGACAGCCUCGCCGCGGACAUACGCGUCUUCUUCCCUGAGGCCAUCCAGUUCAUCGACUCGGUGAAGGAGAGCGGUGGGCGUGUGCUGGUCCACUGCCAGGCGGGCAUCUCUCGCUCGGCCACCAUCUGCCUGGCCUACCUCAUCAACGCGCGCCGCGUCAGCCUGGACGAGGCCUUCGACUUCGUCAAGCGCCGCCGCCAGGUGAUCUCGCCCAACCUGGCCUUCAUGGGGCAGCUCCUGCAGUUCGAGACGGACGUCAACCAGACGGGGAUGCCCGUCCAGGUCCUCGGCCCUGAGCACUGAUUGGCUGGGCCCGUGGGGUUCCCUCCUACGAGACUUGACGAGCCACACAGUGAACUGUGGGUCUAAAAAACAGCAUCAGGGAAGGGAGGAGAGGGGCGGUCGGCCACCGAGACCUUGACGUCGCUGUGAGACACUCGAAAGCGUUCGACUUGAACUCAGUACAAAGCCAUAUUGUAAAACGAAAGACCACAACAUGGCGAUGCGAGGGGAGAAUUCGCGUCACCUCUGCUGCUCGAACACUGUGAGAGGGGGGCCCUGGCUGCCCACAUCUUAAACCUUCAGGUUCCUCGAGAUAAAAGGCUGCACACAUUUUUUUUCUUCGUAUUCUCAGUUCUCGCCUCGACACAGUCGUGGGUGGUGCUACAGGCCUCGACUAUUAGGGCAGGAAACGUGGGGGCACCAAAAAACGCUCGUUGGCCUCGCGCCUAAGACGAGACCGUGAGAAGGCAGCCAUGACACACAAAAUGACACCAGUACGGCUCCAGAAUCCAUCUUGACGGUAAACCCCACCUGGGUUCUCAAAACCGUCCCUUCGCCACACUUGAAUCAUUGUCCAGGCAGACCGAGGCACAGAGAGCAAACCUAGCUCAGAUCUGACAGGCGGAAUGUCUCCUGCAAUUAAAACUGUGAUCGCACACAUCAACGGUGUGUUGCUACGCCUAGUUUUGUCUGCUCAUUUAGGUCACAAACAAACUAACUAACAAACAUUGUGACCACCGCAGGGUUUUAGUGUGUUUCUAUGCAGUUGAUUGUGGAGAAGCUGUAUGCUUGUAUCCUCCUUAUACCACUGUGAGAUGCAGACUGCAGCCUUAGGGAACGAGUUUAUGUAUUGAGACCAGGCCAACUGUGACACCACAGACUAAAGUCUUAAAGAUUUCACACAUAAACAGCAAGCAAUAUGUUCACUUCAAACUUAAGCAUCAGUCCCUGACAGGUCAUACAGUCCAUCCAGUGAAUUGAAUUUUGUUCUCACACAGACAGAAGUCAUCUCAGUGUUACUUGUUUGUCAUGAAUUUUUUGUAUUUCAGUAUUUCUAUUUAUUUAUCUGUCAUUUUUUAUGUGUAAUUGCUCUGACAGUGGUUAUUUUAUGCCAGGACUGCACUUUAAAUGUACAUAAUUUUGGAGUAAUAUAUUUUGUUUACUUGCUGGUCAAUUUGUUUAUAAGCUAUGAUGUACAUACACUGUAAGUCUAAACAAUUCCUACAAGUUCUUUUCAAUUAUGAUAAAUGAAAAAAGAAAAAUUAUGACAAAAA